Molecule: messenger RNA, 1127 nt
Organism: Closterium sp. Naga37s-1
Lineage: Eukaryota; Viridiplantae; Streptophyta; Zygnematophyceae; Desmidiales; Closteriaceae
Source: the annotation of a GenBank genome assembly
AGGCAGCCGCCGCAGCAGUCACCCGCGCGUGUGAUGGUGCCUUGCCAUCGCACCAUGCCUUUGCGCCACCCAUUCUGCCCACGCCCCCUUCCAUUUCUCCAUCGCCGCGCCCUCCUCCCCUGGCCUCAAUCGCCCUGGCAGCACCAACAGAGCCCGCUACCCCAGGCGCAGAGGGGGUGGAGAGCGACAGCGAGCGCGCGGGCCAAGGCUUUUUCCCCCGCCAGCCAGACCACUCUCGCCCCGCGCUUCCCGCACGCCUCCCACAUCACAGCCUCUGUGCCAGCCUCCCGCGGGUUUGCGGACGCCCUCCCCCGAUGCGCACGCGCCUGCAGCAGCGGAGGCAACAUUCCUUAUGCGAGAGAGCGGGGCAGUGGGGCGGAAGGGGAGGAAGAGGGGAGCGGAGGGGAGGAGGGGGGAGACGUGGCAAAACUGAGGCGGCAGGUGACGAUGCCCGGGGGCACCACAUCGCCGCCUCGCCUCCUCAGCAAGUAAUUGCUGCCCCAUCGCCACAUCGCUGCCACUUUGCUGCAUCUGCCCCAUGUCCUUCUCUCUCCCCGCUGUCCUUCUCGCUCCCCCUUGCCCUUCUCUCUCCCCCCUGCCUUCUCUCUCCCCCCUGUCCUCCUCUCUCCCCCCUGUCCUCCUCUCUCCCCCCUGUCCUUCUCUCUCCCCCCUGCCCUUCUCUCUCCCCCCUGCCCUUCUCUCUCCCCGCUGUCCUUCUCUCUCCCCCCUAUCCUUCUCUCUUCCCCUCCCUUCUCUCUCCCCCCUGUCCUUCUCUCUUCCCGCUGUCCUUCUCUCUCCCCCUGUCCUCUCCCCCCCUGUCCUUCUCUCUCCCCCCUGUCCUUCUCUCUCCCCACUGUCCUUCUCUCUUCCCCCUGUCCUCCUCUCUCCCCAUCCAUCCUCGCCCCAUUCAUCCUCUCCCCAUCCAACCUCACCCCCAUUUAUCCUCUCCCCAUCCAUCCUCACCCCAUCUCCUCCUCACCUCUUUCCGCCUCACCCCAUUUUGCUCACCCCAUUUCGCCUCACCCCAUUCCGCCCACCCCAUUCCGCCCCAACCCAUUCCGCCUCACCCAAUACGUCGCCCACCCACCCGCCAUAGCCGCCCUUCCUCUCCCUCUCAUUGCCGCUAG